This is a messenger RNA of Cynoglossus semilaevis (tongue sole), 3637 nucleotides long. RefSeq names its product calcium/calmodulin-dependent serine protein kinase a (gene caska). The record is from RefSeq and is a predicted model, not a curated record. NCBI's taxonomy places the organism in Eukaryota, Metazoa, Chordata, Actinopteri, Pleuronectiformes, Cynoglossidae. Gene Ontology annotation, biological process: protein phosphorylation. The transcript has 23 exons. Gene Ontology annotation, molecular function: ATP binding; protein kinase activity; protein binding. Bases 16 to 2574 code for a protein of 852 amino acids.
CAUGAAUAUGAAACCAUGUGUCUAAUAAUAACGCGUGCGUGCGUGUGUGUGUGUGUUUUCUCAGAUCUGAAGAGAGAGGCCAGUAUCUGCCACAUGCUGAAACAUCCCCACAUUGUGGAGCUGCUGGAGACGUACAGCUCAGAUGGGAUGCUCUACAUGGUGUUUGAGUUUAUGGAUGGAGCAGAUCUGUGUUUUGAGAUUGUCAAAAGAGCAGAUGCUGGAUUUGUCUACAGUGAAGCUGUGGCCAGUCACUACAUGAGGCAGAUCCUUGAAGCACUGCGGUAUUGCCAUGACAAUAACGUCAUCCACAGGGACGUGAAGCCUCACUGCGUCUUGCUGGCCUCCAAAGAAAACUCAGCUCCGGUGAAGCUCGGUGGGUUUGGAGUGGCCAUCCAGCUGGGGGAGUCGGGACUGGUAGCAGGAGGUCGGGUAGGAACACCGCACUUUAUGGCUCCGGAGGUUGUGAAACGAGAACCGUACGGUAAACCGGUGGAUGUCUGGGGCUGUGGCGUCAUCCUCUUCAUCCUGAUGUCAGGGUGUUUGCCCUUCUACGGCACCAGGGAAAUGCUGUUUGAAAAUAUCUGUAGAGGCAAACACAAGAUGAAUCCUCGCCAGUGGAACCAGAUCUCUGAAAGCGCUAAAGAUCUGAUAAGAAGAAUGUUGAUGUUGGAUCCUGCGGAGAGAAUCACCGUCUACGAAGCUCUCAAUCAUCCAUGGUUGAAGGAGAGAGACAGAUAUGCCUACAAGAUCCAUCUGCCCGAGACGGUGGAGCAGCUGAGGAAGUUUAACGCCCGCAGGAAACUUAAGGGGGCAGUAUUGGCUGCAGUGUCCAGUCACAAGUUUAACGCGUACUAUGGUGACCCUCCAGAGGAAGUGCACGACUUCUCCGGCGAGCCUACAUCCUCAGGUGCAGUGUCUCAGGUCUUGGACAGUCUAGAGGAGAUCCACGCUUUGACAGACUGCAGCGAGAAAGAUCUGGAUUUCCUCCACAGUGUUUUCCAGGACCAGCAUCUCCACACACUACUGGAUCUCUAUGAUAAAAUCAACAGCAGGACAUCACCACAAAUCAGGAACCAGGCCAGCGACAGUGUUCAGAGAGCCAAAGAGGUUCUGGAGGAAAUCUCCUGUUACCCAGAAAUCCACGAGGUUAAAGAACUUCGACGAAUCCUGGUGCAGCCACACUUUAUGGCUCUGCUUCAGGCUCACGAUGUUGUGGCCCACGAAGUUUACAGCGACGAGGCACUCAGAGUGACGCCGCCGCCGACCUCCCCCUACGUCAACGGGGACUCCCCUGAUAGCACUGUCGGAGACAUAGACCUGGAGAAUGUCACCAGAGUCCGUCUGGUACAGUUUCAGAAGAACACCGAGGAGCCAAUGGGCAUCACACUGAAGAUGAAUGACACAAACCACUGCAGCGUAGCACGGAUAAUGCAUGGUGGAAUGAUCCACAGACAAGGAACGUUGCACGUGGGUGAUGAAAUAAAGGAAAUCAACGGCAUCAGUGUGGCAAACCAGACCGUGGAGCAACUACAGAAGAUGCUGAGAGAGAUGCGAGGCAGCAUCACCUUUAAAAUUGUGCCAAGUUAUCGAACGCAGGGCUCCUGUGAGAGAGACUCCCCCACCAUCUCAAGACAGUCCCCGGCCAAUGGCCACUCCAGUGUUAGCAAUUCAAUUUUGGACUUGCAGUCAUCGUUCCAGCCUCAAGGUCGACAGGUGAAAAAGUUGUCUUUUAUGUCCCGGUUUCUGUUACAUCUGUUUAAACAGGAGGUGGAAAAGAAGAGUUGUAAAAAAAAAAAAGUACAAGUAUCUUGUGUGUGUGUGUUCGUCCUCAGGAGAGUAGCCUGUAUGGCCAUGGAGAAGACAAAGUCGGAGCAACAGACCAGCUGCACCUGGUUUGGAAAGAAGAAGAAACUGAACAAAGAUAAAUAUCUGGCCAAACACAAUGCAGUGUUCGAUCAACUAGAUCUGGUCACGUACGAGGAGGUGGUGAAACUCCCAGCGUUUCAGAGAAAAACACUUGUGUUGUUAGGAGCCCACGGCGUCGGCCGAAGGCACAUCAAGAACACGCUCAUCACUAAGCAGCCCGACAGAUUUGCGUACCCCAUCCCACACACCACCAGACCUCCAAAGAAAGAUGAGGAGAAUGGGAAAAACUACUACUUUGUUAGCCACAAUCAGAUGAUGCAGGACAUCAGCAACAACGAGUAUUUGGAGUACGGCAGCCACGAGGACGCCAUGUAUGGCACGCGACUGGAGACGAUACGCAAGAUCCAUCAGCAGGGACUGCUGGCCAUACUGGACGUAGAACCACAGGCACUGAAGGUCCUGCGAACUGCGGAGUUUGCGCCGUACGUUGUCUUCAUCGCUGCACCGACGAUUACACCGGGGAUCACUGAGGACGAGUCCCUGCAGCAACUUCAAAAAGAGUCCGACAUCCUACAGAAAACAUAUGCUCACUACUUUGACCAAACCAUUAUCAACAACGAGAUUGAUGAGACAAUCAGGCUCCUGGAGGAGGCCAUGGAUCUAGUCUGCACCAUCAGCCAAUGGGUUCCUGUGUCCUGGGUUUACUGAUCCGCCUGACCUUCAUUUUCUUCCAAGCCUCAACUUCACAGCAAAAAAGAAAAAAAAGACUAUUAUAAUCCAUCCUUCAGGGCGAAAAAUUCAAAAUAAACUUUUAAAAAUAUACAUCUCCUGCAGGUGGAAUAGAACUGGAAACGUUUACAUUUAAAAAAAAAAAAAAAAUUGACCUCUGGGCCAUGACCUUGUCAUAGUGUUGUGCAAAAAAUGUGAAAAGAAACUGUGGUGUUUGUACUAGCUAGGAGGAUCCAUUUAUUUGUCUUUGUUUCUUUUAAAGAGACAGUACUGUAUUUAGAUUUGUGUUGUUUAAAUAAUCACAAACUCUAAAAUCUAACAGAUAUCAUUUCAUGGAUAGAUCACAGACGUAUAAAAAAAAAAUUCUGUAGUAAGAUUCUUUUUGGUUGAAAUUAUUGUCAAUAGAUUAAAAUGUACAACAAGUUUGGGAGAAUUGUACAAAUGUGUUGCCUCGAGCCCUUGCCCUGUCUGAAAUGGUGACAUCUGCUGGUAAUACUGCAGAAAUGAAACAUGUUUCGUUACUCAACAUUUACUGCAAAUUAAGCUAAAACAAAGCCAAAAAUGGUAUUGUGUUUGAAAUACCUAUUUUUGACAGAUUGAAGGGAUGUCGUCAUCCAAUCAUAUCGUGACUUUUUAAUACAUUGAUACUCCCAACGGUACGAUAUUUAAUGGGAUACUGCGGGGGGGGAAAUGAGUUAACCAUUGUGUUCAGGCUUGUAAAUAGGCAUUGGAUGAUAAAACGAAAUACAUUUUCUGUCGAAAUUUAACAGCCGAAAAUAGUUAUGUAACACUGUUACAAUAAUUACAAUAAAAUGGUCAGUUAUGGACCACAUUGGGGUAACACUAACCUAGCUAGACUUGACUUGAGUUGUUUUCAAACAACUAGGAACGUCUAGGUAAAAUUUCCAUCUUAAAGGAAAUGAAUUAACUUUUUUUUUUAAAAGCAGGCUACUGGCCCCAAACAUGCGACUAAUACUUAUUUCCGCAGAAGGUCUACGAAUUACUAUGAUUGCAACAAACACUUUAUAAGACGGUAUAUAUA